This is a messenger RNA of Nilaparvata lugens (brown planthopper), 1105 nucleotides long. RefSeq lists its product as uncharacterized. Lineage: Eukaryota; Metazoa; Arthropoda; Insecta; Hemiptera; Delphacidae. Bases 7 to 825 code for a protein of 272 amino acids. The record is from RefSeq and is a predicted model, not a curated record. The transcript is spliced from 2 exons.
AUACAAAUGGGUUUGUCGAGGAAUGAUAAAAAUAAAUUAAAAAAACCAAGAAAAUGUAACUUUUCACAAUGCUUGCGGAAAGGAACUUUCUUCGCCAAAUCUAACUUACAGUUGUGGCAAAUUUUAGGAUUUGUUUUACUGUGGACCAGAAAUGUACCGAGCAGUGCAUUGAUGAUAGAGGUGGAAAUAUACAAUAAUACCGCAGUUGAUUGGGGAUCUUUCUGCAGAGAGGUGGCAUUCCAUGCAAUUUCAGAGCAGAAGGAAAAAAUUGGAGGUGAAGGCCAUGUAGUACAAAUUGAUGAGUCGAAAUUCGGAAAAAGGAAAUAUAAUCGCGGUAAAAGAGUAGAAGGGCAAUGGGUCUUCGGGGGAAUUGAUGUUGGUACUGGCCACUGUUUCAUGGAAGCAGUGGAAAACCGAUCUUCCCGAACACUUAUCCCGAUCCUUGAAAAAUAUGUCCUUCCUGGAACCACUGUGGUUUCAGAUUUGUGGAAGGCAUGUGACUGUUUGGAGGAGAGAGGGUUUCAUCACCAUACAGUCAAUCACAGCUUGAGCUUCAAAGACCCAGUUACUGGUGCUCAUACUAACAAUAUUGAAGCAUCAUGGAAUGCUGUGAAGACUGCUUUACCGAGAUAUCAUAGAAAAAAGGCAUUUUUCCCCGGCUAUCUGGCCAAAUAUCUGUUCCUGAAAAGGUGCAAAUCUCAAGGAAAAGACCCUUUCAUUGAAUUUUUCAAGGCUGCCGGAAGUCUCUACAAGCCUGAAAAUACAAUAAUUAUGGAGCAAGAUGUAGAAAUCGACGAAGAAAUCGAAGAAGAUGAUUUCAAUUAAAAUAUCAUUCUGCAAAUUCAUUUCCCAUUUUUCCAUUAGUUUCUUUUUUGUUGUUUUUUCAACUGAUCAUGUUCAAGUUCCUCCCUCAUUUCUUCAAUUCUUUUAAAUUCUCCUCCAUCUUGUUCAUUACGCACCAUUGAUCCUGUACCUAUCAGUAUACCAGUACCAGUAUAUAUAUCAUCAUGAAAUUCAUCAUUUUCAAGUUCAAGGUAAUGAAACCUUUCACUUAAAUGAAUUAUUCCUUAAAAUUAUUUCAAAUCUAUAAUACCGUAUAUUAUUA